Fusarium venenatum is the source of this 1485-nucleotide messenger RNA. RefSeq lists its product as uncharacterized. The record is from RefSeq and is a predicted model, not a curated record. Gene Ontology annotation, biological process: regulation of translational initiation; GCN2-mediated signaling. Lineage: Eukaryota; Fungi; Ascomycota; Sordariomycetes; Hypocreales; Nectriaceae. Gene Ontology annotation, cellular component: cytoplasm.
AUGGCAACACAAAAUGACCUCCAAGAGCUUAUACGCCUGCUCACGGCGCGUAAAGUGUCCAUGAUGGCAGCCAUGGGCCACGUAAAAGCUCUGCAAUCAAAGAAUCUCCGGAGUAUCGCUCAAAUCGCUGAUGCCCCUUUGGCUACAGUCGAGGAAGCCCUCGGUGAUGAUGCCAAGAUAGCAAAGAGUCUUCACACAGCGUGCAAGAAUCACGAGAAGAAGAGUGGUACUAAGCGCGCAGCUGAAGAUGGCGCCAAAACUACUGCGGAAGUGAAGAAGCCGAAACUUGAGGCCCAUCGACGUGAUUUAGACUAUAGCGCUAUGUCUGGAGAUGAUCUCGAAGCAGCUCUAGAGUUACCCUUGGAAGAGGACGAGGAAAUCAUUCGAAACACUACCGUUAUUACUAAUAGGGCGCCCUUGCUCUUGGCUUUUGCUGUUGAACUAUUACGAUUUACUAUGCCGGAACAGCCUCUGAGCAGUCGGUUGAGUCUCGCGCAGGCUGUCGUGAGCGCCAAUUCGCGAACCAAAGCUAUAAGUAUAGGUGUCGAGAAGGCUCUCCCUGGUGGACAAGAAAAAGCCCCCGAGGGACAACCAAAGAUUUCGAUUAUGAACCGUCCCGUUCCGGUUCUCAAACGAGGCGGAUAUACCUGGUCAGGCUCUUCUCAGGUUACAUCAUCCAACGCUUCAACAGCAACCCUUCAGAGCAGUCCACCAAACCCAAAAGGCUGGAUCGCAAGUCGAAAGUUAUCUUCGAGGGGUUCUACAUUCAUAGCCCAUGCUAUACCUAUAACUUCACCUUCUACACGUGGUGCAGUUAUCAAAUCUCUCAUGGCUGAGAAGCCAGAGUUGGAGACUGCAACGCACAACGCCUGGGCUAUUCGGACCAGCUUCGGAAACUCACCCCUUAAACAAGAAGCCUCUUUUGACGAUGGAGAGUCGGGAUGUGGAAACUUCUUGCUCCAACAACUGCGCGAUCUCGACAUCAGCAAUACGCUCGUCGUGCUUACAAGAUGGUACGGCGGUGUCAUGCUUGGCCCCGAUCGCUGGCGCCUGAUGAGGGAGUGCCUCAACGACGCUCUAUCAUCUCAGAAGCGUACAUCUAGCCUCAAUGGGGAACCUGUCUGGGCUCUCGAUCCAGAAGACAAGAAUCCCUCAACGUCAACUGUCGGCAUGCCGAUCCAUCGACCAGAGGGUGCACGGAACUACAUUCUACGAGCCUUUGCGCCAGUUGAGGAUAGCGGAAAGAAGACGGUCACCGCUGCCAACGAAGAGAAACAUGAGAAUCUGGGACGUGUUCUCGGUGCGUUGCGAUUACUGUUUGGGAGCUGGGGUGGUACUCUGGGCCGCGAAGAGCUGGAUAAGCGAGCGUGGACUUGGUAUAUCAACCUUCGGCCUGAUGUUCAAGCUGGACCUGCGGGAUGGGGUGCAAAGGGAACGUUGAAUUUAGGAAAGGUAUUGGACUUGAGGAGGAACGAAGGUACAUAA